Molecule: messenger RNA, 4746 nt
Organism: Cladocopium goreaui
Lineage: Eukaryota; Dinophyceae; Suessiales; Symbiodiniaceae
Source: the annotation of a GenBank genome assembly
AUGGCGGUGUCAGAGCCUUCCUCUCAACUUGGCAGUGAGGAUGAUUUGAUUGCCAUCCUUGACACUGGAUGCAAUGCGACGUGCCAUGGAAGCCAAUGGUAUGACCGCUUCAUCAAGGCCACUGGAGCUCCUGAAGCACAUCUUGACAACAUCGAGGGCUCCAACACGCGUGGCAUUGGUGGCAACAUGAAAGUCAGCGGACGUCGGCUUUUGGAAGUUUGCUUUGAGUUGGCCGACAGCACCUUUGCCCGAUCCCAAGCACCUUUGCUGCUGAGCCUUGAGACUCAACGUCAGCUUGGCUUCAAGAUCGACAUUCCCAACCAUGUCGUCUACAGCAGCACUCUUGGCAGUGAAUUGAAACUUGUGCAGCGUGAUGGACUUUUAGCAAUUCGAUUGAUUCCAAGUUACCUUGGAUUGAGCUGCACACAUGAAUCUGGUGACUCUGGUGAACAACAACUUCAUGGAAAAGAUGCUCAUGGCGAUCACCAGAACACCACACCAGAAGUUGAAGAAGAAGAUGAACUUCCACUCACCCCAGAAGUUCACUUGCCCGUCGAUGAGCUUUCCAAGACCGUCCUCACCAAGGGUCAGAAGAAACAGCUCAAGGACACGAUCCAAGAUGUCAAGGAAACUGACAACCACAUGUGGGACUGCCUACGCGCCACACACCAUCUUGGAUUUCGACGGCGCACACUCCCCAAGGGAUGCAAGACCUUUCUGCUAGAGAUUUUUGCUGGAGCUGCUCUUCUCAGCAUGAUUGCGGCAGAUUGUGGUCUACCUGUUUCACAACCUGUUGAUGUCACUCAUGACGGCAUCGACCUCAAAAUUCAUCAGCAUCGUGCCCAAGUUGAACGGCAGAUAGAGGCGGACGACCCCUACUGCAUCAGCUUUUCUCCGGUCUGUGGACCGUGGUCACCUUGGCAGUUUGUCAAUGCCAGCCGUGACCCCAGUUUUGCCGAACAUCUCCAUGAUAUUAGAAUGGAAUGGAGACCUGUGAUCAAGUGGAUCGUGAAGAUCAUACGACAGAGACUGCAAAGAGGACGUCAAGUUGUUUUUGAACAACCAUGGCCUUCGCAGAUGUGGAAUUUACUCUGCGUGCAGAUGCUUUUGCAAGAUGCCCCCACUGAUGCUGUGAGCGGCGAGCACCUGGAAGCUGUGCGGUGCGAUCAAUGCAUGUUUGGACUUGCCGAUGAGCAGAACUACAUGCCUCACAAGAAGCCCACUGGAAUCAUGACGGCAUCCGCCGGAGUCAAGCAGUGCCUCAACAUCACCUGCGACGGCUCACACCAACAUCACCGGCUGGAAGGAUCGAGCCGAACACACAAGGCUCAACACUGGCCUUUGGACUUUUGCAAGGCCAUCCUGACUGGACUUCUUCAGGAUUUGGAGACCAACAUGACCAAGGUCGCCUUCCCAGCCGAAGCUGUCGUGGAAGACAACCCACUGGGCAGUCUUGACAUGAUCUAUGAACCAUCUGACAUGGCUCUAGAGUCUGAUGGGAAGCACAGAGCUGAUGAUCAUGAACUACAACUGGAAGAACACCGUGAAGAAUCAGCUGAAGCUGUCGCUGCCCAAGAUGCCAUCAGAAAACAAGAAUGGCUGAAGUUGCCAUAUGCCCAGCGAGUUGCUGUCAGACGUCUCCAUCAGAUGACUGGACACGCUAGCACUUCAGCGAUGGGCAGAAUGCUGCGAGUUGCAAGAGCAUCACCUGAAGUUCUCCACAAGUUGAAGUUUUUCAAGUGCGAGGCCUGCCAACAGACCAAACGUCCUGAGCCUCGCCCUGUUGUCCGGCCUCCCAUUCCAUACACCUUCAACCAUGAGAUCUCUGCCGAUUGCCUAGAAGUGAGAGAUGCCAUUGGAAACCGCUACACUGUCUUCAGUGUGAUUUGCUUGGGAACCCUCUAUCACUGUGCCUGGAUUGUUUCUGAUCAAGGCGGCACACCUAGCAGCUUGAAAUGUGCCGAAGCCCUACGUGAUGGAUGGCUCACCAUUUUUGGUGCACCGAGGUUCCUGACUGUCGACAGAGGAGUGGCAAACCGUGGACGUCUUGCAGAGCUUGUCAACUCCCAAGGCAUCUACUUGCGUUUUGCAGGAAAAGAAGCUGCACAUCAAAUCGGCAGAUGUGAACGACAUGGAGGCAUCCUCAAGGAGUCAUUUGCACAUGUGGACUCCAGUCAGAAAGUGCGAACUGCACUGACGCGGAGAUCAACACCUCUCCGUGGACCAUACCAUCCUGGUGAUCUCCUGUGCUUUCACCGAGAAGGACGAUGGUAUGGGCCUGCACGUAUGAUUGGACGUGAAGGCCGCUCCAACCUUUGGCUGAUCCAUGGCGGCAUCCCCAUCGUCAUUGCUGAGGAGAAGGUGAGACCAGCCUUAGCUGGUGAAGUCAUUGCCAAGCAGCUCACCGAGCUCAAACCUCAACGCAAACGCAAGCGACAAGUCUUGCAAGACGAUGUGGGAGAAGAUGAAGUUCCAUUUGGAGAUGAUCUUGAUCCAUCUGUUGGAAUUGGAGAUGAAGACGACCAAGGAUCCUUCUUCCAUCUUGGUCGUGGCGGUGGAGAACAACAACAAGCUGAAGAAACUCCUGUGAUUCCUGCUCUCUCUCAACCUGAUGUUCAACCUCAACAACCUGAACCUGAGGAGCAGAUUCCCUAUCCUGAUGUCACUGGUGGAGAAAUUCUGGUGGACCUGGACUCCAAUGGGAUGGACUCUCAGCCACCUGGACUUGUGGCUCCAUCCAUGUCGCAACACCCUCCUGGAUUUGAGGAAGAUCCCUUGUUGCGACCGCCACCUGGACUUGUGGCUCAGUCACCUGGACUUGUGACACCACCAGUUCCACCUCCACUGGAAUUCAAUGACAUGGAUGAAUUCAUGCAGGAGUCCUACACUCCAACAUCGCCAAUUCCAACUCCCGAUGGUCCAGCCCGUGAUCGACUUCUCACGGAAUUGGAACCUGAUCAAGAGAUGGUGCCACCAACUCCAGCGCCACCAACUCCUGAAGGAGCUCAUAGAGUUUCAGAACUUCAAGAAGCCAUAACUCCAAAGAAAGCAGUCAAGAAGAAGAAGGGCAACAAGGAAUUGAACUAUGGAAAGUCUGAUGAUGCGCUACGUCAAAAGAUUGACCAAGCACGAGCGAAGGAAUGGCAGAAUUGGUCCAACUUUGAUGCAUGUGAUGUCAUUCCGCCAGACAAGGCAAAAGACUUCCUAGAUGCUCACCCUGAUGCACAAGUUCUACCAACACGUUGGGUUGAUGUUGACAAAAGCGAUGGUGGUGAAGAAGCCUUUCUGAAGUCAAGGCUUGUGGUGCGUGGUGAUUUGGAAAAGGACAAUGAGUACCGCACCGAUUCACCAACUGCCAGCCACCUCAUGCUGAGUUUGAUUUUGAGUUUCUGUGCCUGCUUCAAUCUUAAUCUCCACUGCGGAGAUAUCACUGCUGCAUUUCUCCAAGGGUUUGGUUUGGCCAGAGUGCUCAUCCUGAGCAUGCCCUGGGAUGGAAUUCCUGGACUUCCAAAGGGUUCCUUGCUCCGAGCCAAGAAACCAGUCUAUGGAACAAGAGAUGCGCCACGUGGAUUUUGGCGAGCCUUACACCGAACUCUCCUCCAAGCUGGCUUCCGAGCCGUCCCUCAUGAACUAGGUGCAUAUGUGAUGAACAAGCCGAAUGGCGAAAUUGAUGGUUUGCUUGUUUGUCAUGUUGAUGAUUUGCUUUGGUGUGGUGGUGAAGCCACACAGAAAGCGAUGGAAGUUGUUCAGCAGAAGUUGAAGUUUGGAAAAGUGGAAGAAUCCGAGUUCAAGUAUUGCGGUCGUGUGAUAAAACAAACUGAGAAAGGCAUCGUUGUGACAUGCCCUCAUGGACUUGAAAAGACCAGGCCAAUCCAACUGAGCACUGGUCGGAAACGUGACCGCAUGUCUCCAGCCACCACCGAAGAGCAAGCGCAACUUCGGAGUGUUGUUGGAUCAUUGAACUGGAUAGUCAGAGUUUGCAGACCAGAUUUAGCAUACGAUACCAAUCACUUGCAAACAUGUGCUCAAUGUCCUGUGGUUCAAGAUUUAGUUGAAGCCAAUGCCUUGCUGCGUCGUGCCCAAAUGACGCGCGACCAGGAACUUGUCUAUGGAUGGAAUCAAUUUGAUUUCAACAAGCUGGAGAUCAUUUCUGUGACUGAUGCGAGUCAUGCUGCUGAUUUCGAUGUGGACAAGAAUGGCAACAAAAUGGGUUUCAGAUCUCAGUCUGGACGCGUGCUGCUGAUUGGUGGACCAGAAGUGAUGAAAGAUGGAAAAGGGCCAGUUCACCUUUUGAGCUGGAAGAGCCAAGUGAUCCGCCGAGUUUGCAGAUCAACACUUCAAGCUGAAAGUCUGAGCAUGUUGUCAGGCUACGAAGAGGCUGAGCACUUGCGAAUGGUGCUGCAUGGACUUCGAAAAGACCAUGACCCUCUGGACCCAAGCUGGAAGGUUGAAUCGAAAGACAUGGUGACGCUUCACCAAGUCACUGAUUGCAGAUCCCUGAAGGAUCACCUUGUGCAGGUUUCUGGAGGCGAAGUGAAUGACAAGAGAUUGGCGAUCGACAUAUGUGGAAUGCGGCAAAUGAUCUGGCGAGAGAAUGGGCAAAGCUAUGGCGAUACGAUGCUGAAUGAGAAACCGCCUGAGAAUGGAACAACGCGUGUACAGUGGUGUAAUACCAAAACCAUGCUGGCGGAUGGUGACCAUUGCCACGGCACGUGGCUCAAGCGCACCGGCCAAAACAGGUGCUGA